Molecule: messenger RNA, 867 nt
Organism: Rhinocladiella mackenziei CBS 650.93
Lineage: Eukaryota; Fungi; Ascomycota; Eurotiomycetes; Chaetothyriales; Herpotrichiellaceae
Exons: 2
Coding region: 1-867 (288 amino acids)
Biological process (GO): triglyceride catabolic process; phosphatidic acid biosynthetic process
Cellular component (GO): lipid droplet; endoplasmic reticulum
Molecular function (GO): acylglycerone-phosphate reductase (NADP+) activity; triacylglycerol lipase activity
Source: RefSeq, a predicted model, not a curated record
AUGGCUCCAGGACUCAAGUCGGUACUUAUAACCGGCUGUUCUGCAGGUGGAAUUGGUGGAGGUUUGGCCGAAGCCUUUCAUGAAAAAGGAUAUCACGUCUUCGCAACAGCACGUACACCAUCAAAGAUCUCACAAUCUCUCGCCGAAGCACCGAAUGUCACCGUUCUGACUCUUGACGUGUUAUCUUCCGAAUUAAUCGCUGCAGCCGUUGAGAGCGUCACCAAAGUAACUGGCGGGAAGCUCGAUGUCCUUGUCAAUAACAGCGGCACGAUGAUGGUCAUGCCGGCUUUGGAUUCGUCAAUUGAGGAGGGCAAGAGACUGUUCGACACCAACUAUUGGGCAGUUCUCGCCAUGAUUCAGGCUUUUGCUCCGCUCUUGAUCGAAGCAAAAGGUUGUAUCGUGAAUAAUACAUCUGUCAGUGGGGUCGUUCCCUUUGGAGCCUUUGGGAGUAUCUACAACAGCUCGAAAGCUGCUGCGCUCCUCGGGAGCGAAUCAUGGCGUCUCGAGCUCGCGCCUCUUGGGGUUCGGACCAUAACUCUUGUGACAGCCGCCGUCAAAUCCAAUGUCUUCACCAACCUCAAGCCGACGAAAAUACCCGAGAACUCAUACUACUACGGGAUCAAAGGCUAUAUCGAAGAAUUAUGCGACGGCAGAUUACAAGCCAGUGGCAUCACAUCGAAGCAGUUUGGUGUCAAAGUUGUCCGAGAGGUCGAAAAGGGUAGGACAGGAAAAUACUGGGUGGGCGGAGGCGCAGUGUCUGCUCGCUACGCCAUAUGGCUGUUGCCGGAAUCGAUGAUGGACCGACUAUUAGCCUUCCUGUUUCCCUUCGCCAAGUUGUUACAGACCUAUGUCAAGAGUAAAGAGUGA